This is a messenger RNA of Paramacrobiotus metropolitanus, 818 nucleotides long. RefSeq lists its product as uncharacterized. The record is from RefSeq and is a predicted model, not a curated record. The transcript is spliced from 3 exons. The coding region runs from base 131 to 634 and encodes 167 amino acids. NCBI's taxonomy places the organism in Eukaryota, Metazoa, Tardigrada, Eutardigrada, Parachela, Macrobiotidae.
AGUUAAAAACCAUCUGAUCAAUUUUGAUUUCGAAAAUUUGAUUUCUUGUUAAAGUCGUAAGUCCUGAGUUUGUUGGAACGUUUGUUGGAACAACUGGACACUUUAUUUUGCAAGCACUGCAGAUGUUCAUAUGCAGUUGCAUGAUACUGAGAUUGUUUCCCUCGUAAACCUAGCACAGUGUUGCAAACUGGGAUUCACCAUGACUGCUGAUGCUGCCCCGCGUUCCUAUCCCUACAGAGGCCAGGAAAACAUCCUGAAGUACAACACCGAAAGUUGGAAUGACCAACAAUCUUUGGCACCCCAUUUAUCUCCAUCGCAGUGGAAGGUUCCAUCGUUUCAGGACAGAUUAAAGCGUAAAGCUGUCGUCGCGCAGAGCUUCAUUUGGCCUUUUGGUGUUUAUGGAUUAGCCAUUGGUUCAGCAUUUGGUUUUUGGAGUUACUUGCACCACAAGAACUUAAAGAUUCCCACCCGGCUGGGCGUCCUGACCGCGCCGGUAUGGGGUGUGGCCACUGCCGCAUUUGCGGUGUUUUGCCCGACGGUGUACUACAAAGACCACUUGGCAGUGAUGGAUCAUCCUUAUGAGCCGGUUGUCUCUGGUCCACCGCCAUCUUCCCACGGGAUGUCGCAAGCGUAGAUGCCUUUGCGUACAAUAUUAUCAAGUGCUGUGUAAAAUAUUGUCAGUUAUGUUUGUUAACAAGUAAUAUGUUGUGUUAGAACAGUUUUACAAAAUAUUGAUUUACGCCUGCUGUGAAUAUGUCUCGCGUGAGCUGUGAAGUAUUUGUUCAAUGAACAGAUCAGAUUAUGCGGUGAUAUGGAAG